AUGAGCAGCAGCCGUGUACUGAUCGUGGGUGGCACUGGCCACAUGGGUCGAAGGAUGGUUCGAGCGAGCCUUGCACUGGGCCAUCCCACAUAUGUGCUAUUUCGAGACGAGAACAUUAAUGACAUGGAAAAGGUGGAGCUGCUCCUGGAUUUGAAACAAGAGGGUGCACACCUUGUGUCCGGCUCAUUCGAUGACCGUGAUAGCCUUGUGCGAGCUGUUAGGGAUGUGGAUGUGGUCAUCUCGGCCGUUGCAGGAAACCAUAUCCAAGAUGCCAUUUUGGAGCAGCUGAAGCUCGUAGACAUCCUCAAAGAAAUGGGCCAUAUCAAGAGGUUCUUACCUUCUGAGUUUGGAAUGGACCCGGAUCGGAUGGCCGACGCUCUACCUCCUGGCAACCAACUUUUUAAAGACAAAAGUCGGGUCAGACGUGCGAUCGAGGAGGCUGGCAUUCCACAUACCUAUGUGUCUGGAAAUUGUUAUGCUGGAUAUUUUCUUGGGGGCCUAGGUGAAAUUGCAAAGGGUCUGAUCCCACCACGCAAACACGUUACACUGUUUGGAGAUGGCAAUGUCAAAGCGGUGUGGAAUGAUGAAAAGGACAUCGCAACGUACGUCGUAAAGGCGGCCCACGAUCCACGUACGCUAAACAAAGCGAUAUUCGUUAGGCCUCCAGCGAACGUAUUGUCGCAGAGGGAGGUGGUGCAGAUAUGGGAGAAACUGAUUGGCCAUGAAUUACACAAGGCAUGCAUUUCAGCCGAAGAUUGGUUAAAAACCAUGGAAGGGAAGCCAUUGGGGUUGCAGGUAGCCAUUGUUCACAAUAUUCACCUGUUUUACGAAGGAUGCUUGGCAAAUUUUGAGUUGAGCAGUGCCGAGGAAGCUUCAAAGCUCUACCCAGAAGUCAAAUAUACAACUGUUGAAGAAUACUUGAAGCGAUAUGUAUAAGGACACGUUUCGAUACAUUAUCAAACUAAAUCGCAGUUAUUAGUUUAACGUGG
This is a messenger RNA of Magnolia sinica, 989 nucleotides long. Its product is annotated as bifunctional pinoresinol-lariciresinol reductase 2-like. Gene Ontology annotation, molecular function: oxidoreductase activity. Lineage: Eukaryota; Viridiplantae; Streptophyta; Magnoliopsida; Magnoliales; Magnoliaceae. The coding region runs from base 1 to 936 and encodes 311 amino acids. The transcript is spliced from 4 exons. The record is from RefSeq and is a predicted model, not a curated record.